AAGGAAAGGAGCUCUCAGCAGUGCCUGUCUUUGCAGCGUCUGCACUUUGCAAGUGCAGUUUAGCACUUGCUAGGUGUGGUGGUGCAGAAGCUGGCUGCAGCAGGGCUAGAGGACUCGCAAGAUGUUGGGCCUGGUGUGUCAGGCUCAGCCAUGGGGCAGUGGAAUCCAGGCUAAUAGAACCGAAAGGCGAAACUGGUCCAGGGACUGAAGAGAGAUGAGAGGCGGACUUGUGGAGGGGCAGGAGUUUCAUGGCUGCAAUUGGGUGGGCUGUCCGUGCAGGUGUUUUAUCUCAUGAAAUUUUGAGGUUGGCUAUACUGGAGAGGAAGGUGAUGAAGUGUCCCCGGAAGGAGGGAGGGUGACUUGGAGGCUCGGGGCGACAGCUGUGUGAUACACUGUGGUGGCUUGAGGGUCAGAAGUGGAUGAACGUUGCUUCUCUCUGCCUAGAACUCUGUGCUCUCUCUUCACUUACUCUUCUGCUCUCAGUGUAAGUGUUCCCUCGGAGCGCCAUCUCCAGGUCGCCAGUUACUUUCCGUCACAGCGGAGUAGAACUGGGACAGAGAAGAUGUAGGCCCUCUCCUCUUGUGGGUUCUGACUGCAGUGACAUGACUGUUAGAAUGCUGUCUUGGGGGUGGGGUGCAGCCCAGAGCUUCCCCUCCUCAGUGGCUGCCCUCCAGGGAUGGUCACUCUGCCCCAGAACCAUCCCUGCGUCUUGUCCACAAGCAAGCUUCUCACUUCCAGAGCCUAGAAACACUGUUACCCUGCUAAGAAUGGCUCUGUAACAGACACAUCGAGAUAAGGACCUCCCUUGUAUACUCCAGGAGUCACCAAAGAGGAAGACUCAUUGCUUCUUAAGUUCUUCCUCAGCCUCCACCAAAGAUCUCUUUUUUUUUUCUUCAGUGGAAACUUAGCACUUUGCAGUCCCAGGAGGUGACUCAGCUGGGUGUGUGAGACCUCAGCACCACUGAUCAGCCCUGCUGCUGUGCUGCACUGUUUUUCGGGGACAUCCAGGACAGAAGGAGCAGUUUCCACUGUUCAGCCAGCCCGAGCCUGCAUCCCUGUCUCCACGCUGGCCUGUUCCGCACACUGGACAGCAGAAGAGACAGGGGCUGUUCAUUCAAACAGUGGAUAUUUUCAUGGGCCUGAAGGGUAGAGGCCCCAUUUUAUGAAAGUCCACCUUCUCCCGUGCUCGUUAGUUACUGGUCAUUUUUCCAGUCUUUGGAUCUGCGUGUCACAAAUGCUUUCUUGACAUCACAGAGUAUAUAAAACAGUUCAACAGGGUGUGAGUUCUGACAUGUGAGGAUGUUGUCUUACUGCUUUAGAACUGUGGGGUUAUCGUGUAAUACACCAAGUCACAUGAUUGGACUGCAUGCAGGGGAAAAAAAACCUCAGCUUGGUUUCAUUGGCUCAAAUAUAGUUCAAGGCAACAGACACCAAGUUGUGAUGAGGAAGUAGUGCUCGGUAUAGGAAACAGGAGCUGGGAGAGAUAGUUUACUGGUGUGUGGAACUGGCUUCCUAUGCUCUGAUAAGUGGGUUAAAAUAACAGUGGAAGCACAGGAGAGUCUUGGCUCUUGGGUGGGGAGAGAGGGAAUGUGAAGACACCUCAGGCCGAGCACUGGGAGAAUCAGCUUGCCUUUGCAGAGUAAGCCUGUGUACGUGGAGACUGAGAGGAGUGGAAGUUGGAGAGAAGAGGGCCUGGUACCCUAAACCAGUGUCACAGGGCAACAUGGCCAAUGCCCUGGCCAGCGCCACUUGUGAGCGCUGCAAGGGGGGCUUUGCGCCUGCCGAGAAGAUCGUGAACAGCAACGGCGAGCUGUACCAUGAGCAGUGCUUCGUGUGCGCCCAGUGCUUCCAGCAGUUCCCGGAGGGGCUGUUCUAUGAGUUUGAAGGAAGAAAGUAUUGUGAACAUGAUUUUCAGAUGCUCUUUGCUCCUUGCUGUCAUCAAUGUGGUGAAUUCAUCAUCGGCCGAGUUAUCAAGGCCAUGAAUAACAGCUGGCAUCCUGAGUGCUUCCGCUGUGACCUCUGCCAGGAAGUUCUGGCAGAUAUUGGCUUUGUCAAGAAUGCCGGGAGACACCUGUGUCGUCCCUGUCAUAACCGUGAGAAAGCCCGAGGCCUUGGAAAGUAUAUCUGCCAGAAGUGCCAUGCCAUCAUUGACGAACAGCCUCUGAUAUUCAAGAACGACCCUUACCACCCAGACCACUUCAACUGCGCCAACUGCGGGAAGGAGCUGACCGCUGACGCCCGGGAGCUGAAAGGGGAACUGUACUGCUUGCCUUGCCAUGAUAAGAUGGGGGUCCCCAUCUGUGGUGCCUGCCGACGGCCCAUCGAAGGGCGUGUGGUGAAUGCCAUGGGCAAGCAGUGGCAUGUGGAGCAUUUUGUUUGUGCCAAGUGUGAGAAACCGUUUCUUGGACAUCGCCAUUAUGAGAGGAAAGGGCUGGCAUAUUGUGAAACGCACUAUAACCAGUUAUUUGGUGAUGUUUGUUUCCACUGCAACCGUGUUAUAGAAGGCGAUGUGGUCUCUGCUCUUAACAAGGCCUGGUGCGUGAACUGCUUUGCCUGUUCCACCUGCAACACUAAGCUAACACUCAAGGAUAAAUUUGUUGAAAUUGAUCUAAAGCCAGUCUGCAAACACUGUUAUGAGAAAAUGCCAGAAGAAUUUAAGAGGCGACUUGCCAGACGGGAGAGAGAAGCAAAGGAUAAGGACAAGCAGAAAAAGAAAAAGCCAGUCUGUUUGUAAACUUUUCUAUCCCUUCUGUCAUCAUUUUUGCUACUUUCCUCUUUGGAAUAAAUUUGUGGAGUUUGACAUGAAGCCAGUCUGCAAGAAGUGCUAUGAGAAAUUUCCACUGGAACUCAAGAAAAGACUUAAGAAACUAGCUGAAACCUUAGGAAGGAAGUAACUUCCUUGAUUUUAUUUUUUCUCUUCUAUGCAAAGAUAAAAGAUUACUAACAUGACUUAACUUGAUCUGCCCUUACUUAAAGCUAUAGCUCUGAGCAGUUGAGAGUGAAGAACACUUAUAUGAAUGAUUCUCAUCUCUUUUUUUCUGAUUAAAAAAAGUUAUAUUUAAAUGCUGAUGAAAUCAAGAUCUGCCUUUGUUAACUGUUGUCAGUGUUGACUUGUAGAUGAUACAUGAUCAAAUGUUAAAUUUCAGUUUAGGACCACCAAAUUAAAUAUAAUUUUUUAAAUGAAAGAAAUCAGUUUUUAUAUAUCCAGAUAAAAAAUAAUAUAAGCAUUUUACUUUGUAUUAAAAAGAAAAUUACUUCCAACUGCUUUUGGGGAAGAUAGAAGGAAGAAUAAUGAACCAAGAAAAAUGAGUCCUAAACAGUCUCAGUGUGUGUAGUUUAUCGGACCAGUAGCUGUAACAAUGAAUGCAUACAUUACUAAGGAAAGAAAAAAGGUGUGUUCAGAACUACUUGAUUCUAUUCUUUUGUUACAUGGAGUAAUUAUUAUGCUUAGUUUUAUAUUUUGUUCUUGUGAACCUCACCUUUGUAUGAUUACUUAGCACAUUAGUUAUAGCUAGCCAUCAGUAUGUCUUUGAGAAUUUUGUGCAAAAAAAUUAUACAAGGCCUUUGAAAAUACUGCUUCCUUUACAAUAUUGGAAAAAUUAAGUAUUUUUUAAUGUAUUACAGCAAUUGUACGUCUAAGUUUAACGUCAAACAUGUAGUCUUAGAAUAGGACAUGGAAUUAAAUUUUAUGUGGCUUGUAAUGUGUCACCUGGAGGAGGUAGAUGAUAUGUAUGUAUUGGUCAUGUUGCUUUUGUAACCGUGCUAACAUGUAUGCUUUAUAUAUGUAAUCAGUCUUGCUUUGCCUUAAAAAAUGCAUACUUUAAUCAGGAAUUCUAGCUGUUUCCUACAAUGCCAACUAAAAAUUAAGUGCACUGGUGAGAUCUGUAGACCCAAAUUCAUUUAUCGCAGCUGUCAUAAAAAUAUGAAAAUGUUUUUCCUGUUUCUUGGGGAAACACAUUGAAAUUAAUUCCUAUCGUCUCAGUGGAUGAAAGUGAUGCUGAUAUGUGUUUUAGGUUUUCCGUUUCAAAUAUCAUGACUCAUUGGAUUUUAUUUGCUGUAACUGGGAGAUAUAAAUGCCACUUAUUAAUGGAAGCAGGAUGUUAAGUCUGAUUGUCGGUCAGAACUAGGGAACGACCCUGUUGUAUAAAUGGCUGAUCCUGAAGCGUCUGGACAUUCUUUCUGGGCAACUUGUCAGCAAAGCUUCAUGAACAUUUCGAAGUGUUGCUGCUGCUGCUGUUUAAGCAGAAAGUUGCUGAGAGAGACUUUUAAGGGAAAUUUUUUUUCCAAAAAUCACAGAAACCUUGUUUUGCCAUUAAAGAAAAAUCUCAGGAUGCUAAUACUCUGCCAUUAAAAUACAUGUAUGCAUGCUUUUAAAAAAUAUUUGUGCGUGUGCUUUUCAGAUUAAAUUCUAUUUUUAUUUUCUGAAAACAUAACCAAUUACAUUAUUUUUUUCGUGUUCUUUUAGAGUUAAAAGAACUGUCAUAGGUGAUUGAAAAUAAACAAUAUAUAGUCUAAGAAUGUAUGUGUAAUUUAGAAUGGUCAUUUGACAGUAAAAAGCAAAAACCUUCCAGUGUGCCUUUGUCAGCUAAUAUGACCAACCAGCAUUGAACACCUUUAAAGUAUUUAUUAAAUAUUAUACCCUGGGUAUAGGCAAAAUAGGACAGGGUUUGCCAGUACUGGGUCAUGACAUUAAAUUCUUAUAUAACCCUAUACCGAAACCAGAAGCACUUACAUGAAUUCCAAGUACUGCAGCAAAGCAAGCAUUUACAUUUAUGCUUAAUGAAGAUGCCUGGGCUGAACCCAUCUGCCUUAUGCAGCCCAGCAUCUCCUGUAGCCAGGAGUCCCACUGCUGUCUUUGCUCAGUGCUGUUUCCUGACAGCUGGCCUCGGAGGCCUGGGACACCCGCGGAGAGUAACCUCGUACGGUGCUCUCUUGUAGGGGUAUCAUUGGAGCCAUUGUACAUGGGAAAGAAGAAGGGGAAAAGGUCUAUACGAAAUGGAAGACGAACUUGGUCUAGACCAUAGUAUGUACCAUGGAGUGUACCCUGGCUACUGACAACCCCAGGCCAGUCAACAUCUCUUUAUUUAAAGUCCUACAGGACAGUCUGAAGCAAUUCGUUGUUCUUACCCAGUUGUUAAGUACUCUUGUUCUUAGGAAGCCUGGGGUAGUCAGGGAAAUUGGUACAAGAAAGCCUUAGUAACCCUCAGCCAAAGUCGUACAUCAUUUUGCUUCACCAACUUGCCAAAUAGCCAUUUCCAAGUGAAGGAAAAUUUAAGGUCAGCAUACAGCGUUCUUGGGUUUCAUUUUAUAUUGUAAGCCCAAUGCAGGGAACUACAUCAACCGUUACAAUAUACUCUUGGUGCUUAAUAAAUGUUCAUAAUUAUUAACAAUAA
Molecule: messenger RNA, 5393 nt
Organism: Oryctolagus cuniculus (rabbit)
Lineage: Eukaryota; Metazoa; Chordata; Mammalia; Lagomorpha; Leporidae
Gene: LIMS1
Product: LIM zinc finger domain containing 1
Biological process (GO): cell-cell junction organization; cell-cell adhesion; positive regulation of substrate adhesion-dependent cell spreading
Cellular component (GO): cytoplasm; cell-cell junction; focal adhesion
Source: RefSeq, a predicted model, not a curated record